AUUAACCGUUCCGCACCCGACGGUAAUGCAAUAUUUGCAACUGCUCGUGUACAAACUGCUUGCACGAGCGAUUGAUACCGUGAACAGAUACUUUGACGUGCGACGAUUACACUACAUCCGGGAGGUGCUGGACAUAAAAAUUGGCAUAUUUGUGCACCAAAUUAAGUACGGCAGUGAAACGAUGGCUAAACGUAAAGCCAUCUAUGCUUUCCGACCGUUCGAAGUGACCGACGUCGAUUAUCGUAGCUCGGCCAUCAACCUCAGCAGCAUCGGUUCUGGAAGACGCUAUCCGAAGGCAAGGAGCGGUCACCGAAUCGUAUGCAGUGACUCGUCCUUAUAUUGCUUCGGUGGAUUCAACCCGAACAACUCGCCAGCACGGGAUGGUAACGAUGACGAUCGGGAAGAUUUUUUCCUGUUUCACGAGCUGUGGAAGUAUGACCUGAUACGAAAGCAGUGGACAUUGGUCUUGGAUGCAAAUAAUGAUUUGCCUGUAGAGCUGGCCUCAAACGCAAUGCUGUUGAGCGGAGAAAUGAUCAUGAUUUUUGGCGGCACCGGAUACCCGUUUGGAGUAACUUGCUCGAACAAGCUGCACAUUUGUCAAACACGCCGCAAACCGCAGGAUCUGAUAGAAGUAGAAGUGAAGGGAGAUCCUCCACCACCGCAAUAUGGCCAGGCGAUUGUAAUCAGCGACAACUUCCUCUACAGCAUCGGUGGAACCAAUGGAUUCGAUUACACUUUGGAUGUUCACCGGCUACAUCUCCCUAGCAGGACAUGGGAAUGUGUGUACAAAUGCAAUCAAAACAUUCGCGAAGAUCCUUCAGGACGAUAUCGGCACGAGCUGGCGUACGACGAUUCGAAAAUAUACGUAAUUGGCGGAGGUAAAAGUGAUGCCGUCUUUAUACUAGCUAAUAUUCUCGCGUACGACACAGAGAUGAACAAGUGGGAAUACCUGCUAACCAAACCGGAUCCACUGGCCAACUCGCCAGGCAUCCCGACAGCACGCAAAUGUCACUCGUGUGUACAGAUCCGCACGGACCAAGGACUGGAGGUGAUUGUGGCGGGAGGAUAUGAUGGCGUUAACUAUUAUAGCGAUAUUUGGAAGCUUAACAUUUCCACCAUGCAGUGGAAGAAGAUGCAUAAAUCGAACUUACCGUAUCCCCUAUUUUUCCACGAUGCAUCCAUCACGAACGACGGUUGUAUGUACGUUUUCGGAGGCAUAAAGUACAGCAAUGGUACGAGCGUUCGAACGAACACGCUCUUUAAAAUGUGGACUACAAUUCCCCGGCUAAGUGUGAUCGCGUGGGAAGCACUUUUGCAUUACAUUCCAAGCUUGCCUAGCAGGAGAAAGGACGAACUGUUGGAAGCUGGAAUUCCACGCCAGUUCGUUGAACGGGUACAUGAAUGAAUGCAU
This is a messenger RNA of Anopheles maculipalpis, 1411 nucleotides long. It is a transcript of the gene slim, whose product is annotated as kelch domain-containing protein 10 homolog. Gene Ontology annotation, molecular function: protein binding. The record is from RefSeq and is a predicted model, not a curated record. The coding region runs from base 26 to 1405 and encodes 459 amino acids. Gene Ontology annotation, biological process: positive regulation of stress-activated MAPK cascade. The transcript is spliced from 3 exons. Lineage: Eukaryota; Metazoa; Arthropoda; Insecta; Diptera; Culicidae.